GAAACAAUUAAGUAAUUACGGAGCAAUUUAUACACUUCUCUCUCUUCUUCUCCUUGCUCCUCCUCCUCGCAGCAGUCGCUUCUUCUCAAUCACCCAAAUACACGAAAGUUUAGUAAAGGGUUUAUAUUUUGGGAGCAUUCAGCGAUGGGUUUCGGUUCUGUUUAUCGCACUCUAACUGAAAUAUUUCCUCAGAUUGAUGCACGAAUUUUGAGGGCUGUUGCAAUAGAACACCCCAAGGAUGCUGAUGAAGCUGCUGCUGUUGUUCUUUCAGAUAUUCUUCCUUCAUUUACCUCAGAUUUGUCCCAUGAUCUAACUCAAUCUUCGAACAUGUCGUCUGCAAGUAUUUCAGAACGCCAAGAGGGUGCAUCUUCUAUUCUGGGAGGUGUUGUUUCUAGGUGUCGCUCAUUUCUUGGAGCUUCAGAAACUUCUUCUUCUUCUUCUCCUUCAUCUUCUUCUUCUUCAGAAAUUACCCCCCUGGUUGUUGCCCGUAACCAUGAUAGCAGUACUUUAAGUACUGAUUUGAUCUCAAAUUUGCCAUCAACUGUUGGUCCUGAUGUUUGCCAUAGAGUCUUCGAAAGUGAGGAAGUUCAAUCUUUGAAAAAGGCUCGUGGAAAAGAGCACGAAAACUAUGAUUUUUCUGAUAGGUGUUUUGAUGUUACGAGCAAUGCAAAACAUGGCUUGCAUGUGCCAGAGGAUGACACUGCCUCAGUGGUCUCUGCCAUUUUCCAAGAGAAUGCUAAAUUGACUUGCGAAUUUCUGGAAGAUCGUGGGUUUUAUAUGAAAUGGAAUCAGGCAGAAAAUGCUGCACCGAAGGUGGUCGAUUUAACUCCUAGAGAUAAUACGACUACUGCACAGCAGGGUUCAUGUUUUGAAGUUGGCUCUGGGACUGGGAGUACUAAUGUUGUGGAUGAGACUUCAAAUGGUUCAUUGUUCUGUGAAAAUGGUGAUACUGAAAUAGGUGAUGCUUUUAGUACAUCAACCCAUGUAUGCAGCGUUGAUCACCUUGAAGAGAUUAUCGAAGAUGCCAAAAGUAAUAAGAAAACCUUGCUUACUGUGAUGGAAUCGGUUACGAAUUUGAUGAGAGAAGUUGAACUACAAGAGAAGGAUGCAGAGAAUUCCAAGGAGGGAGCUUCUAGGGGAGGUUUGGAUACUCUUCAAAAGGUUGAGGAGCUCAAGAAGAUGCUGGAUCAUGCGAAGGAAGCAAAUGGCAUGCAUGCUGGAGAAGUAUAUGGAGAGAAGUCAAUUUUAGUCACUGAAGUGAAAGAGCUUGAAAACCGGCUGCUCAACUUAUCAGAAGAACGAAACAAAUCUCUUGCUGUCCUUGAUGAGAUGCGAGGAAGUCUUGAAAUAAGACUAGCGGCAGCACUGGAAAUGAAAAAGACUGCUGAACAAGAAAAGAAAGAGAGAGAUGAUUCUGCACUUAAGCUACUUGCUGAACAAGAAGCCAACAUGGAGAAAGUAGUCCAAGAAUCAAAGCUUCUACAGCAGGAGGCAGAGGAAAACUCCAAACUUCGAGAGUUUCUUAUGGAUCGUGGACAGAUCGUAGAUUCCUUACAAGGAGAAAUUUAUGUGAUAUGUCAAGAUGUGAAGCUGUUAAAAGAGAGAUUUGAUAACCGAGUGUCAGUAACCAAAUCCAUCUCCUCCAGCCACACAAGUUCAUGUGGAUCAUCUAUGAGAAGCUUGGUGCUCGAAAAUCCUUCUGCGCAAUGGAAUGGAGUGCUUAAAACCUCAAGCUACAACAAUUUCCCAGAAGUAGCAGCUUCCUUCAUGAACAACGAGAAAGAUGAUUGUAGAGAGCUUAUUGAAGAUGGUUGGGACAUCUUUGAUUAGGAGACCGACCUUUUAAGUUCAUUGGUGCUGAAGAAUGAAGUGAGCGUAUAUAUAGGGUUCUUGAAUGCUAGAAUCAAAGAAUAAAUGGGAAUUGUUUCCUAUUUCUCUUAGAUCAAAACUUGGAUCAGGGAUUGUAUACUGGUUCUAGUUUUAGCUUUAUUCAACUUAUGAGCUAUAUGGAUUUCCUCAAGUGUUUUCUUUUUUGGUUUGACAAAGAAGAAGAUAACAAACGUUUCUAAUAUUUUUUUAAAGGGAUUUAAUGAUUCAGAAGCGUUAUAGAUUAA
This is a messenger RNA of Camelina sativa (false flax), 2114 nucleotides long. RefSeq lists its product as uncharacterized. The record is from RefSeq and is a predicted model, not a curated record. Lineage: Eukaryota; Viridiplantae; Streptophyta; Magnoliopsida; Brassicales; Brassicaceae.